AUGGAGACUCCGACACUUCUGACGGCGAUGUCGAGCGACGAGGACAACAAAUCUGAUGACAGUGGGAUUAUGGUGCGUUUGGUUGAAAAGGGAAAGGGUACAAGGGAUUUGAUGAGGAGGGCAUGAAAAUGGAGUCCAUUUUCGGCGAACUGACCGGCCGUUUUUGGUUUCACCUGCUAGUGAUUGCGUUUCUCAACAAAAAAAAAUCUUGUAGGAACUAGACACGUCAUCCACAACACCGACUACCCCGCCACGCACCCGUACCACGUGUGAAACCCGAAAUCGAAACCGCCGUCGCAUGGAGAGCGUUUUUCCGCUUCAGGCGAACUACAAUCAUGAUGCGUGUCGUACAGUUCGCAAAAUCGUGAAGGUUGGUGAAUCUGAAUUCAUAGAACCCGCGGAGGUGUUUGUCGUACAAAACAUAUAGUCAGAAGAGAAGGAAUGUAGGCAAUUAGCGGCAAGUGGCGGGAAAAAAAGAGUGCAUACAAUUGUUGUUGGUAGAUCAGAACGAUCAUUUUGAUCAGAUCACAAACCACUUCUUUUGCUUCCCUUCCCGAGUAUCAUAUCAUUCACAUUCACAAUCUCUUUUCUUCGUUUCUUUUCACAUUUUUUUCUUUGACAAAUCACCGGAUCACCACUGAAUAUCCCUAUCUUUUUUUCUGUCUUUUGACUGACUGCAGAACCAGAAAACAGUCCUUUUAGUGAUCGUGCCAGAAAAAACAGAGAAAAAAGAAAAACAACUUGAUUAGCAAUCGUUUCGUGUACGCCAUUGUUCAGAGACCGUGUGAUGACGCUAUUAAAAUCAGUCAGACUUGUCGAAUUUUAGUACUAAAACCCUGCGACAAGUUAGGUAAAACGUCUCCUCUUUUGCAAAAUCAAAAUCACAUUGAACGUUUGAUACCAUACCGAUCGCUGACGAUCUGUUGACGUUGAAAUUUCAAUUCCAAGUCCAAUUGCCCGAUUUCUCAUUCCUUCCACGUGGUCAUCUGCCCCUUAGCCCCAAGGUCACGUUGUAACAUUCCUAAAUGGUAGUCGCCAAUGUCGUCGUCGUCGUCGUCGAAAUGUUCGUUUCAAGACCCAGACCCCAAUCAGCAAUUCAUCGUCGUGCGCGAGACAAAUUAGUCCUUGAACAAGUGUUGGAAUGGCUGGAGAAGAAGACGCGUUGCAUUGCGUUGCGUUGCAAAAAGUGACCCCAUUGCCACCACUUUUUCUGGCCCCUCUCUCUCUUGUCCUUCCUCCUUUUUUUUCUGGUUCCUUACGUUCCGAGAGCGGUUUGACGUGUUUCGUUUCGUUUCGUUUCGUUUCGUUUCGUACAAUAUGAAUUGAUGAAGAAGACGUUACGACAAUCGGAUCGGCCAUGGGGGGCUGAAACGGAAAUGAAAUGAAAAGUGUGAUGAAAAGAAAAGACAAAUGAGUCAUGAUUGGCCUUCUCUUCCCGCCCUGCAGCACAGCUUUUGUGUGGUCGGUGCACUUCCUUUUCAGUCGGUUGAAGACAUUUUCUAGUUCCACAAGUCGAUCUCUGAGCUUUGCGAACACCCUCACAUUUCCAGAAAAACAUCUCAUACAUAUCAUGUUGUUGCUUCUUUCUUUCUUUGCCUCCCGCUCCCGUUUCGGCGUGACUGGUGCCGUUGUGCAAAACGGCUUCCAUCUCAAAAAUUUAUGGAACAUUCCGAUGUUCUGGUAGCACUAAAACGAUCGCAUAAAAAAGUGCACCCACUCACUCGGUACCUCUUUUUUCUAUCCUUUCAUCUCGCCCCAUCCCGCUUUCGCAUUGAAGCCUAUUUUUAGUCGUUCUGUGUUUCGCUUCGCCAUUUGCAAACAAUGGCUUAGGCGCGGUUUGUAUGAAACCACUGGUGACCCCCACGCAGCAGUUGCACAGUUGUUGGCUCACUGGCAUUUUUAAACAAAUUUGUCCAUGAAAACUGUUUGGAUUGGGUAGAUGAAUUGGGGGGAGGAAGGAGUAUCGCCACCCUUUUUCAUGUGCAAAAAGUUUCGGAACUUUUUGACUACUUCCGUUAAAUCAGUUUUACUGAAUCAACUGAUCUGAUUUCUUCAAUCAUUUCACAAAAAAAGUGCCUUUGGAUAGUAACAAUGGGAAAAACUCUUUGACUAUCCGGUCAGACUCCAAAAAUCAUGAUUCCUGGCGUGUGUGUCCAACUUUUCCGUGUCAGAGCCAAGAACUGAACGUUAAUCUUCUAGUUCCGUGUAAAUCUCUAUAGUUUCUCCGAAAAGGACACGUUUUCUCAUAAACGAGGCCCAUAAGACACCCUUUUAUUCCCUUAUCUCAAAAGAUUCGAAACAGAAUCUGAAACACAUUUCUCCGCUUUUCCAAGAAACUUGUGAUCAUUGGAAUGAAAUAGGAAAAAAGAACAGCAGAUUAUUAUGAGACGUGCGAAUCUGGAAGACCGCACACUUCCUCACAAUUUUCAACACAUAUGUAAUGAGCCUGAAAAGUACCGAGUUUGAGCAUACUUAGUUUGAGGUGAACUAUGUACAGUUCUGAUAGCUUCUUCUACAAUUAUUGUAGGUUUGCCAUAUGAAUCAUUCGUAAUGGUGCGUGUGCGUGUGUGUACGAACACAAAAACCGCUAAUGUCAUCUGAUGCACAUACAUUUUGAAGACGAAGGGCUCUCCGCUCCGCCCAGGGCUCAUCUUCACAAAAAGCACAUUAUUAGUGGGGUGUCCCGUCCGUUCAGAGCCGCCCGGCUCUCUCAAAUCUCAUUCGCACUUUGCCCCCCUGCCUCUACCCCUGCUCGCCCAUUUAAUGAACCUCUUUGCUUUUCUUUUUUUUUCCAUCGAUCCUUGAGAAAAAGAUGGAUAUUGAAAUGGAGGGAGAGAAUGACGAUUUUUCAUAGUCUAUGGUUACUAGGCGCUUCCCGAAUGGCAGAUGCAAAUUUUUUCGGAGCAAAGCUUUCGAACUCCCACUGAAUUUCCGUCAAAGGAAAUUGAAGCAUUCCAACUCGAAACUUCCCCCUCACUUGCAGAGACACUUAGUUUUUUCUUCUUCCUUUUGCGUACAUUCCUAGGUUUACGUGGCAAUUUGGGUCUCAACGCCGUCAGCAGACUAUCAUUUUGUGAUCACUCGUCAUCUGACGUAAUAGUUCCAAAUUCUUCCCUUUCUCCAAAGGGCCUUGUGGCGGUUGUCAUCAGCACCGUAAAAAGUCGGAGACCGUGGCGUGAGCGUGUUGUGUGUUCUAAAUAAUGACAGCCUCGAAUGUUCUAUCCCUCGAGAUGAUGAUCAGAAACACGAGACCUUCUUGGGUCGUUAAGAAAAGGGCAAUAGCCAUAAAACAAAGCGUCCCCAGCACUCAGCACGCUAUCGUCAACCUAUAAUUUUUUUUGAACAGUCGUCAAACAGCCACACAUCGAUUUACCACACAAUUUUAUAUGCUUCUUCUUCUUCUUCUUCCUCUUCUUUUUAUUUUGUUUCUUCAUCUCCAGUUUUUACCACCUAGUUCUAGCCGAAAUGGUUCUACAGAACGUCAUAAAAUAGGCCUGAUCGGUGACUGGAGGAGACAGUGAGAUAACCCUCACCGAAACGUCAUAAAAUGGAAGGAAGUGGUGGGGGCUGGAAGUCGGCCGAAUUCCACCUGCACGUGGCGCGGUUUUUCAUUGUCCGAAUAAACUGACUUUUCCUCCUCCUCCUUUUUGCCUAUUUAAAAAGGCGUAGCGAGGACUGAUGUUCUCAUUUUCGCUCAUUCCUAUCUUCUGUUCUCACUUUGUACUCAUCGGGCCAUCACAACAACAACUGAUAAUGUUUCUCUUCAGAAAGCAGUCAAAACACGUCAAAGGAUGGACGCCAAGAAAAACCGUAACAAGAACUUCAACGAUUUGCUCGAGCAACUAUGCCAGGAGCCACAAGACAAUCAGAAUCAGGACGCGAAGAGAGAGGGCUACGAGGAGCCGCCACCAAGACCGCCAACUCGCCGAUGGUAAGAGAUUUUCAUAAAGAGGGAAAGGGAGUUGGUUGAAUGCAUGUUCAAUCCAUCCAAAGAUUCGAGAGGGUAGAACAUUUAGGAUUCGGGAUGGAAGAAAUCGAUAAACGUGUUUUGACCAACAUCAAUUUCUUUUUCAAUCUGUUUCGAGGAACUUUAUCUAAAGGAGUCCCGUCUACGCUCCACAAAAAAUUUUUGUGACUUGAAUUUCUUCCAGUUAGUGUUGGUCUUAUACCUCGCCAAUUUCGCCUACACACUUUAAGUAUCUUGGGCACAAGACGAGCUAAUCCAAAAAUAGCAGUUCUUUGGACUCCGCCCCAGAUGUGUCGGGACCAGGUUGUCUGAUUGGAAUAAUGACAAAGCCUGCAAAGUUUGGGACCUCAAACCGUCGGAAAAGUCUGGCCCACUUUUUUGAUUGAUCAGUAGUAGUGGUGUUAGAUGUCAAAAGUCUCAAACAUUAGUGGUCAAUUACAUACGAUCACGUUGAGGGGAACUAUGAAACAACGUUUUUUAAAAGUACAUACAACAACUUGUUAUUUCAGCAUGUUCUACCGCGAGGACAGCCACAACGUCCCGGAACGCAAGGCCCUUCGAACCAUGCACGGCUAA
Molecule: messenger RNA, 4543 nt
Organism: Caenorhabditis sp. 36 PRJEB53466
Lineage: Eukaryota; Metazoa; Nematoda; Chromadorea; Rhabditida; Rhabditidae
Source: the annotation of a GenBank genome assembly